Nilaparvata lugens (brown planthopper) is the source of this 3200-nucleotide messenger RNA. Its product is annotated as D-beta-hydroxybutyrate dehydrogenase, mitochondrial. The coding region runs from base 124 to 1209 and encodes 361 amino acids. The transcript has 6 exons. Lineage: Eukaryota; Metazoa; Arthropoda; Insecta; Hemiptera; Delphacidae. The record is from RefSeq and is a predicted model, not a curated record.
GAAAAUUCUUCAGUUGUUGCCGAGCGGCUCUAGAGUGAACAUCGGUGAUCUGUGUAUGUAGUUGUUGUGUUUAGUGCGCGUUUGUGUUCGAUUUAUGACUUGUGCCUAAAUAAAUAAAUAAAUAUGGAUGGAGAAAGCAUGGAUGAUGAGACGGUGGUGGUUUUAGCUGUACAGCUGGCCGCUCUCACAUGUAUUGCCGGCUCACUUUUGCUGUAUCUACUAUGCAAGAUCCGAGGCGGUCGCCGGCUGGAGUACGACGCGGAAUUCACUUCCCUGAACGUCGGCACUGGACGUAGCGUGCUGGUAACAAGUGCCGAGUCAGCAUUCGGCCUACAGCUGGUGCUCCACCUUUCGGCGCUCGGGUUCCGCGUGUUCGCCGGGUUCCGAGCGGGAGAGAGUGGAGCGGCUGGCGCCACGGCAGACGGAUACCACGCGGAGGCGGACUGUGAGGCGGCAAGGGUACUGAGAGCCAAGAUGAAGGCACGGCAGGCUCUCGUUGAGGCAAGGGUGGCGGGGGUGGAAGAAUCGGGGGUGGUGAGGGGCAGUAUUGUCACCCUGCCUCUGGAUGUCAACCGGGAGGAUGUUCUUCACGAAGCGGUCGGCAUCAUCAGGAGACAUCUGCCUGCUGGAGAAGACGGACUAUGGGGAGUGAUCAACACAGCCGGCCUAUGCAUCAAGGGUAAACUGGAGGUCCAGGAUCUGACCCAAUGGGACGCCAUGCUCAAGACUAACGUGAUUGGUUUGCUCAGAUGUGCUCGCACCUUCAUGCCUCUGCUCAGGACUAAGAAAGGUCGCCUGCUGACAAUUGGCACAGGCAUGGAGAUGGGCUCAGGCUGUGUGGCGUACUGCGCAGCCCGCCACGCAGUGGUUGGCGCAUCGGCCGCACUGGCUCAGGAGCUGCACCCUCACGGCAUCCACGUCAUCACCCUGCAGCCAGACACCAUUCCCAGCGAGAAGCUAUUCGCCAAGCCAAAAAUAUGCACAAGUAGCAGCGAGACAAGCUCCUCGGAAAGGUACCUGAAGUGCAAUGUGGAAGUUGUUCCAGCCACCGCUAUGCAAACCAUAGAGGAAGCCCUGUUAACAGUCAGUCCGAAAACUCUCUACCAUCUGGCAUCGCCCUCUCCCCUCUCCAACUACAUCGCCGCCAUUACAGACCGAUUCACACAUGCGCACGACAAGAAAGUUGUCGCUGCUUCCACGCAUAUCUAGUCAGCUGGGCGCCAAAUUCAAUUUAUCUCAAACGGCUUUCAAUUUGGAAGUCAGAGAAUUUUGUUUCAAAAAUGAAAUCUUCAUUCAAAUAGGUUGAGAAAUUAAAAAAAGAAUCUAUGCAGCGAAACUACAGAAUGGCCCAUAAGUCAGUUGACAAGGGGAUAUUAUAGAUUAAGAUUGCUAGCGUCAACUCACUUAUGGGUCAUUCUAUAUUUUGAAGCUGUAGUAAGAUACUGUACACUUUGAAUUGUUGGCAUAUUUUUCGAAUGGAAAGCAUUAAUAGCAUGUAUAAGAAAUGCUAAGGCCCGGUUGCACAAAAGCCGGUUAAUUUUUAACAGUGAUUAGUUUCAAGAGAACCAAUCAGAGAAGGCCUCAUUGAUGAGUUCUGAUUGGUUCUCGUGGAAUUAAUCAGGAUUAAAAUUUAACCGGCACUAAGAGUUUGGAGGGAAUCUCAUUAUAGGAGUCUGAAUUUGAGGAGUCAAAGGAAUCAGAAUUAUGAGGCUUAAAGGAUUUUAAAGGAUUUUAAAAAGUAUUAUUGCUAUCCGAUAUUGGUUGUAAUUUUUUUAUAAUUCGUUCAUUUUUAUUGUACAAAACACUAUAAUAAUAAAAUUAUGUCCAUGGAGGAAAAACUAGGCUGAGCGUGUACCAUUUUUAUCCCAAAUUUUGAAAAGAAGUUUCAAGUGAGAAUGUUUCCUUGAUAGAGAAUGCAAUAUGUUGGUUGUAUUGAAGUUGGAAAAUGAAUUGAGAGACAUUUUGCAAAAAAGUUCUGUAGCCGUCAAACAUCUUCACAAAAACACACUUUCCCAGGUUAUCUGCUCAUGGUGGAAUAUUGAAAUCCAUAAUAUUAUCAGAGAGAGCUAGAGAGAAUUUUACUCCUCUAACAGAAAUUAUGAGGAGUGGGCUAUAAUGUGAAAUUUACUAAUAUUUUUUGUCGCCAGUGAAGCUUCACGUUUGAGAGCAAACUGUUCAAAUUUUAUAUCAUAGGACUUAUCAAUGAAUUUAAUGUGUUUUCAAUUGAGAAUUUGGAUCUUAUGUAGACCUAUGUUUUGAUGGACGAAUUGAAUACUAAGUACAAAUUUACAUCAUUGAAUUCUCCAUUUCAACUCAUAAAUAAAAAAUAUACUCAAAUUUAUGAGUAUUUCAUAAAUUUUGUAUUUUUUUUUUUGCUCCCGUAAGUCACUUUCUCAUUCAUUAAUUCUGUUAUGCUCAAUUUGAAGCCAUAAGGUGACUUAUGGGUUAUAGAAUUAGUUUUAAGAUGUAUAUCCAACAAAUUAUUAUAUAAUAUUAUGUACUGUGUGUGUAUUAUAUUUUUGAAAUUAGUAGAAAAUUUAGGUGCUAUGUAUAUUAUUCUAUCUGUUUCACUUUGAAGUAUGUGCGAAUUUCAACUUUAUUUUAAAAUAUUAUCCAUCUCAUUCAUUUGUAAUAUAUCAUUAUCAUAUUUUUCAAUUACAAUUAAUAGUCAAAUCAUGAAAGAAAGAAAUCUUUAGUUUUAACACAAAAACUUCAAUAACUUCAACUGAAAUCAGUUCCACUCCUAUUAGUUUGUUUGGGAAACAUUGUUAUUAAAAAUUUUCAAUUUUGACAAUUGCCUCAUUCCAAGAACAUAAAUUGAAAACUGAGGUUUCAAUUAAAUUCACAAUUAUUGAGAUCUACCAGAGAUUAAUUUUCAGAUUUGGAAUAUUUUAUUAGCUUGACUUCAUAGUUUUAUCAGAAUUUGAAUAAAAUUGGUAUCAUAUAUUGCAUAAGACAUAUAUCUUCUUUUUGAUUGUUCUAUGAAGUAGCUUCUUUAUUGACUCAGAUCUUCUUCUGGGAUAAUAAUGUAAAUAUUAUAGUCAGUCAUUUAUGACCAGUAUUGUAACAUAGCCUGAGUCAAACUAUCAAACCCCAUGAUGACAAUUGAAUGUAUAUUUAAAUAUUGUAUAUAAAUGUGUCUACUAACAUUCCAAUGCUCAUUGUAAUAUGCAAAUAUAAAGGAAAUUACUAUAUUUUCA